AUGUCCUGCUUGCCAUCCAGAUCUUCAUUGUUGUAUAGGAAGGGCUCCGUGUGCAGGCCUCCUGCAAAACUGUUGCGCGGCAGGUGCCAGCAGCACAAACAAAUUUUGUCAACCAUCCUUGGCCACGGAUUGUCUGAGGUGUCUGCAAACAGGUUGUAUUCCUCUCUAAGAAUGCCGAGCAUUAGUGACGCAACGGCAGAUGUUACCGUUGGGGGCAAGUCUUACGCCGUCAAGACAAUUUCGCUUUCCGACGAAGUGCCAGCAUUCAAAUGCUUGGAACCAGCUGAGGCAUCAUUUCUAUACAAGCAGAUAUUUGAAGAGGCAGACUACACGCAGUUCGGCAUAUCCAUAUCGCCUGGAGACGUGGUAGUUGACAUCGGUGGGAACAUUGGUGCAUUUGCGGUAUACGCGAUCCUCAAGAACAAGGGAAACAUCUCCAUCUAUGCUUUUGAGCCCGUGCCAAUCCUUGCGCACAUAUGUCAAGCUAAUAUGGAGCUGUACAAGGGCAAAGAUACGGAGUACAAGGUCUUCACGCUGGGCUUAACGGCCCCGGACAAGGUCGGGAAAAUCGCUUUCGAUUUCUUCCCCGAGUAUUCCCUGCUGUCAUCGGCGUACGACUGGGAUCCAUCGGAUCGCGACGCCAUCGCGCAGAAGCUGCUGCAGUUCGAGGGAUCGAACGACCCGGCCCGUCUUGAGGAGCUCCGUCAACGGGUAGGCGACAGCCUGCGGAAGGAGGUAGUCGAGGCUGAGCUCCGGACUUUCUCUUCCGUACGCCAAGAGCUCGGGCUGAAGCGCAUCGACCUAUUGAAGAUCGAUGUUGAAAAGGCUGAGUGGGACGUCGUGUGCGGCAUUUCCGACGACGAUUGGGCCAUGACACGCCAGGCGGCCAUAGAAACGCACGUGAUUGGCGACCGCGUGGAGCGAAUUGCCCAGCUGCUGCGGGACAAGGGCUUUUCGCGGGUUCAUGUGGGCGAGGUGGGCACCCCAAAGUUCCUCGGCUUCAAGUAUUACAACAAGUUGCACCCCGAGGGUGACACGCCCGCCGCUGUGGUGCCCAAUGGGGGUGAUGACAAGGCUGCCACCGCCGCCGCCGGCGGCGGCCUGGUGUGCAACAUCUACGCGACCAGGGACUAGAUAUGUACUGGUUAUGUUGUCGUUUGAUUAGCUGAUUACUUAUGCCAAUCUUGCGAGCCGGGACGAGUCGAAUUGUUUGUAUACAAUAAAAAUAUUAUAAAGAUAAUAAUAAUAAAUAAAAAUUAUAAAUUAUAAUGUAUAUGUUAUGAAAAGUAUUAUAAUUGUACGUGGGCAUCUUAAUGCCGUAGCACCCGCAUUAAGGGUGUUAGGGCUUCGUGUCGCCAUGGGCGUGUGUUUCAUACGGCUAUGUCUCGGUCUCGUGGCCGAUGCAUACUUCCUAUGUCCCCUUGCAGUAAGAGAAACUAAUAGUGCAUGCACGCGCUUGUGCGUACACCAGUAGGUUUUUCACUGCUGCCACUCAUAUAGUACCUUUUACUAUCGACAGUACUAGGGUCUAUAUGCCAACUAUCUAAAACUCAGAUAGAUGGUCUACAUAUUUACAGACGACCCAAAAUUUUACCGACGUAAGGGUGAUAACAUAAAUAAGCUGAUGGACAAAUACGGGAUUAAUUCCCGGCGUGAGCAAGUGGUAAUUGAGCGAGCGAGGGGGCGUGCUGCAAACCCUAAGUCACCACCGACACACUAAUCGUUAACCUCGGUUGGAGGACAUGAUAGCGUGUGCGCGGUCAGGUGGCUUGGCGGGAGUCGGCGGAGCAAGCCCUGUUGUAUGCUGCUGCUGCUGCUGUAUCGUGAUAUUAUAUACUAUUCGAAAUGGCGAAUCGAUAAUACUUGUUUUUCUUGUCGUCGCGAUCGAGAUCGUAUGGCACUAAUAUGUGGGUUAUGCGGACGACGUCCCUCCCCAGCGGCUGUAUGUGUGAAGCUGGAAGGCCUUGCAUGCCUUGCACCUGGUAUACAGAUAUUGGGAACCUACCUACGAGCAAGGGGCAACAAGUCCUCAUAUUGAGUAUUUAAGAACACGUAGAAUGCUUGUAUCGUGACUUCACUACGUGGGUGACGGUGUCGCAAUAGUUUUGAAGGUCCUGUAGGUCUUCACCUGCUGGGGUCGCGUGCGGCGAGCGCUUCACUAAAUUGUAGAUUCCGUACUCACUCGUAUGUAUGUGUGUUCCCCCAAUUAUAGCCGGAGCUGUAUGUGGUUGUAGUAGGUUCCUUCCUUUCUCCAGGUUGUGAAUGUGCUGCCUAAGCCUGGUCCAGCAGGGCAGGGGAAAUUGUAAGGUCCGAUCGAGC
Messenger RNA from Volvox carteri f. nagariensis, 2319 nucleotides. RefSeq lists its product as uncharacterized. Bases 1 to 1134 code for a protein of 377 amino acids. The record is from RefSeq and is a predicted model, not a curated record. The transcript has 5 exons. NCBI's taxonomy places the organism in Eukaryota, Viridiplantae, Chlorophyta, Chlorophyceae, Chlamydomonadales, Volvocaceae.